Messenger RNA from Lolium rigidum, 1501 nucleotides. RefSeq names its product protein TIFY 6a-like. Gene Ontology annotation, biological process: response to wounding; regulation of defense response; regulation of jasmonic acid mediated signaling pathway. The record is from RefSeq and is a predicted model, not a curated record. Gene Ontology annotation, cellular component: nucleus. Bases 39 to 1274 code for a protein of 411 amino acids. NCBI's taxonomy places the organism in Eukaryota, Viridiplantae, Streptophyta, Magnoliopsida, Poales, Poaceae. The transcript is spliced from 7 exons.
AGAGCGCCUCUCUAUCUCUAUCUCUCUCCGGUUCUACCAUGGAGAGGGACUUCCUCGGCGCGAUUGGGAGGACCAAGGAGGAGCCAGAGAUGGAGGACGCCGGCGGCGGCAAGCCGGAAUCAGAUUACCUGGGAGGAGCAGCGCCGCCCGCCACGCAGUGGCAGUACCAGGCCAAGGCCGGCGCCACUCCGGCGUUCAUGUCAUUCCGGCCAGCGGCGGAGGGCACCAGGGACUCGUUCUCCGCGUUCCGGCAGCAGCAGCAGCAGCCGGCCGUCGUCACGCCCCAUCAUCAUCAGAGUCAGUUCGGAUUCGACGGCCGUGUCAGCCCGCAGCAGUACGCCGCCGCUGUGGCGCACGCGCAUGGCGUUGAUUCCUACGACGUGCCGGCUCGUCAUCAUCUGGGAGUAGCACAAGCUGCUGGAUCCAGGCCGUUUCACCACCCGAUGCAGCUCAAUCCGGGGAACCCCAUGCUCAGGGUGCAGAGCCUCCCGAGUGUUGCCGCAGGUGCCGUCCCGUUCAAGAACCAGUAUCUCAUGAUGAACAGCCCCGUGCCUAGCUCUACAGUUGGUGUCUACGGUCCAAGGGACCUGCGAAACCCAGAGGCUACGCGGAUGACCAUAUUCUAUAACGGCGCCGUGAAUGUAUUCGACGUCCCGAUGGAGAAGGCGCAUGAACUACUGGUUCAAGCUAGCAGGGCAUCUAUUAUUCCAAGCACAAUGCAUAAAUCAGAUUCGCCUGUUUCCGCUGAUGCGAGAUUUGCAGCACCUGAGGUUUCGCUUGUGAACAAGAUUGCAAUCCAGAAAUCAGAGAACUUUGUGCCUCGUGUACCUGCCAUUUCUAGCCCAGUCCCUAUCAUGCCACAACCUGCUGCUCUCUCCAAGAGCACGUCGAGCUCUAACAAUGAGAGCGCAGGCCCGACAUCUUCAGGCGUGCCGUCGGCUGUUCCUCCAGCAAGCCAGGCAUCCACGGCUGAACCACUGCAGCAGGCGAUUUCUGCUGCUGCGGCAGCAGCUGUUACGCCAAGAGCUGUCCCUCAAGCCCGUAAAGCAUCACUUGCCCGAUUCUUGGAGAAGCGAAAGGAAAGAGUUUCUACCGUCGUGCCAUACCCAUCGUCCAAGAGCCCAUUGGACAGCAGCGACAGCGCGCCAAGCAAGUCAUCCGGCACAGACGUUGCUCUGUCGACCAACAACGGCCAGGAGCCUGCGAGCAUAGGGCUCUCAAGGAACAUCAGCUUCAGCAGCAACAAAGUCCCCAGCACAGAUUUACAGAUCUGAAACCUGCUCAACUGUCCAUAUACUCCAUAGUCCAUACUAUAGAUUCGGGGAGAGCCUACUGGCGACAUGAAACGGGCCGUUUUAUUUCAACAGAGGCAGCAGAGAUCCUGUCAUAAGAAUGAGGAUAUGAGCUCUGCGAUAUUGCAGGUUCGAGGCUCUUCUGGAUUGAUUUUUGCCCAGGCGGUAUCACCAUACUGCAGUUGAGAAAGAUACGUUGCUGAUUAUCA